AGACAAGACUCGAUGACAACCAGGACACCGAACACGACUCCUGUCCCAAACCAAGAAAUAUCCACCGAUUGCGCCAGGAUACGAUGUCGGACCCACGCGCCGCUUCCAACGACGGCGAUAAUGACUCCGGUGAUAGUAUGGAUGCUGCCGUGGCUAAAACCGCUGGCUUCGUAGUCUUUUCAGGGAUCGCUAUGAGCAUCCUCAAAACCCUAAACCCUUUCAACAAAGACCGGAAUGCAACUCCACUGCCUCAACAGCCUGUCGCUGAGUCAACUCAGUCUUCUCUGACUCAGCCGAUACGAGAUUCCCCGCCUCCUCCUCCUCCUCCUCCCCCAGAACCCAUUAUCACCGAGAAAGCAAGUAGUAAUACGGAGCAAAGAGUGCCAGAAUACUCGGGAAAUGUAAUAGAGAUUGUGAAAGGAGAUACUCUUUGGGGUCUCUCCAGAAAAUAUGGGGUGUCCAUAGAUGCAAUCAAAGAGGCUAAUGGGCUUACAGGGGAUACCAUCUACGCUGGCAAGAAACUCAUUAUCCCAUGAUGUUGUUUCUAUCUCUUCGUAUCUGUUUUUCAGUUUUUCUCUUCUAAAUUGGUUGUUAGACAUGUAAUUUUGCAAAAAAGCUAGUGAAGAGUAUCUGUCCUGUAGUUUGUAAUUUCAACAUGAGCAGAUGGAGACCUUACAUCAGAAUUGAGAAUGCUGUUGUGCGCUGUUCACAGUACUAUUUUAAAAUUGUCUAUUUAAUUGCAUUUGUUUUGUUUUCA
Molecule: messenger RNA, 757 nt
Organism: Theobroma cacao (cacao)
Lineage: Eukaryota; Viridiplantae; Streptophyta; Magnoliopsida; Malvales; Malvaceae
Source: RefSeq, a predicted model, not a curated record